GGGCCGGGUCCGCGUUCACAGCGGCGGAGGCAGUUGCUGGUCCCGGUCCCGGUGCGGCGGGUCCCGGUGCGGCGGGUCCGCCAUGGACCUGCACAUCCUGGAGCACCGGGUGCGGGUGCUGAGCCUGGCGCGCCGCGGGCUCUGGCUGUACACCCACCCGCUGCUGAAGCUGCUCUUCCUGCCCCAGCGCUGCAGGUGCAAGUUCUUCAGCCUGACGGAGACCCCCGAGGACUACACCAUCAUGCUGGACGAGGAGGGCUUCAAAGAGCUGCCACCCUCCGAGUUCAUGCAGGUGGCAGAUUCAACGUGGCUGGUGCUCAGCGUGGUCUCCAACGGCCGGGCACCCUCUGGCAGCCAGGCCACCGGCGUCACCAAGAUCGCCCGCUCCGUCAUCGCGCCGCUGGCCGAGCACCACGUCUCCGUCCUCAUGCUCUCCACCUACCAGACAGACUUCAUCCUGGUGCGGGAGCGGGACCUGCCGGUGGUGAUCCACACGCUGGCUGGGGAGUUCGACAUCUACAGGGAGGAGAGCGGCGAGUGUGUCCCUGUCACCUGCGAUGAGGUCAGCAACGGCUUCCUCAAGGCCAAGCCGGCCACCAGCCCCACGCUGCACCCCGUGCAGAGCCCCCAGACCCGCUUCUGCGUCCUGACUGUGGCCCCCGACACACUGCCUGCCAUCGCCACCAUGCUCAUUGACGUCCUCUUCUACUCCCACAGCCCCCCGAGGGAGGCAGGGGCCAGCAGCCAGGACCUCGACUCCAUCACCUUCUUUGCCUUCUCCCUCAUCGAGGGCUACAUCUCCAUCGUGAUGGACGCUGAGACCCAGAAGCGGUUCCCCAGCGACCUUCUCCUGACCAGCUCCACCGGGGAGCUGUGGCGGAUGGUGCGGAUCGGUGGGCAGCCCCUUGGCUUUGAUGAGUGUGGCAUCGUGGCACAGAUCGCCGAGCCGCUGGCCGCCGCCGACAUCUCCGCCUAUUACAUCAGCACCUUCAACUUCGACCACGCGUCCCUGAGGAGGGCAUCGCUGAGGUCAUCCAGCUGCUGCAGCAGCGCCAGGACAGUGGCAGAUAGCGGCCGGGUGCCCCCGCAGUGGGUGGCCCGGUGCAGCGGCACCGUGGGCACCCCACCCCCUCUGUGCUUUGUCGUUGGUUUGUAAGGCUCCCCUCGGCGUGGGGCAGAGCCAGGUGCAGUGUCACUGCCUGUCCACUGGAAAUGUGUUGGCUCUGGGGACCUGGUGACCUUGUGGCAGCAAGACUGUCCCCACCAUGUCAUUCCAGCCCUACCCGCGUGGGGUUGGGGGGCUCAGGAGGAGAGGGAAUGUCCCCAGGGACCUACUGAAGCAGGGGACAUUUGAGGGACGUGCCAGAGAGCAGUGAUGUGCCACGGUGGUGCUGGGGGUGAGGUGUCCUCACACCCUUAGUGUCCCCAUGGGUGGUCUCCUUGGAUGAGGGGAUGGCCAUGAUGCCCUGGGGUACCCCUGGGCCAGCCCCAUGUGGGGUGAAGGCAUGCCUGGAGCUGGGUUCCCCUCCCCAAGAUCUCCUGGGGGGGGGGGGGGGGCUGUGGUUCAGCUCCGGCCCUGUGUGCCCUCUGGGGGCGUCCUGUGUCGCUGUCUGGGCUGUCCCCUCUCUGGGGGGUGAGGGUGUACCCCCUGCUGCUCCCAAGCUGUGUUUUCUCCUGGUUUUCAGUAACUCAAUAAAAGUUGUGUUCUUUUUA
This is a messenger RNA of Pogoniulus pusillus (Red-fronted tinkerbird), 1713 nucleotides long. It is a transcript of the gene CASTOR1, whose product is annotated as cytosolic arginine sensor for mTORC1 subunit 1. Bases 83 to 1156 code for a protein of 357 amino acids. Gene Ontology annotation, molecular function: arginine binding. NCBI's taxonomy places the organism in Eukaryota, Metazoa, Chordata, Aves, Piciformes, Lybiidae. The transcript has 9 exons. Gene Ontology annotation, biological process: negative regulation of TORC1 signaling. The record is from RefSeq and is a predicted model, not a curated record.